Molecule: messenger RNA, 1089 nt
Organism: Echinococcus granulosus
Lineage: Eukaryota; Metazoa; Platyhelminthes; Cestoda; Cyclophyllidea; Taeniidae
Product: Adenosine deaminase
Exons: 5
Coding region: 1-1089 (362 amino acids)
Biological process (GO): adenosine catabolic process; inosine biosynthetic process; purine ribonucleoside monophosphate biosynthetic process
Cellular component (GO): external side of plasma membrane; cytosol
Molecular function (GO): adenosine deaminase activity
Source: RefSeq, a predicted model, not a curated record
AUGCGCUUUAACGAAAACAGAUGGGAAGUCGAGCUGCACAUUCACUUAGAUGGUGCAUUCCGGCCAUCCACUGUGUAUAGAUAUGCCGAAAAGAAGGGAAUACACGUACCUGGCUCUAAUGCGGAGGAAUUUACGAGUAGAUUAGCAAUAACGCAACCAAAUUCUCUCAGUUCAUUUUUACAAACGUUUGACUAUAUCAUCUCACCUAUUGCAGGUGAUAAAGAAGCUAUCAAUCAGAUAACACUCGAUUUUGUUGAAGACUGUGUUACCCGAGGUGGUCACUGCUAUGUGGAACCACGAUUCUCACCCCACAUCCUCACUGGAGGCAAGUUGAGUGCCGAGGAGGUCACUAAGACGGUUCUUGACGCGCUGGAACGUGGUGGCGCAAACCACGACCUCCAAUGGCGUGCCAUCCUCUGCAUGAUGCGAGGCAAUCCCGAGUGGUCUGAUGAUGUCGUUGCUAUCGCCAAGAAAUUUCAGCCUUAUGGCGUUGUCGCUGUCGAUGUUGCCGGUGAUGAUAAACCAUGUGAUGGAACGAACACAGACCCACGGAUAAAGGAGGCCUUUAAGAAGGCCAAGGCGGGGGGUCUACACUGCAUAGCCCACGCGGGUGAGAACGGGCCAGCGGCUUCAGUCACCGAGGCCGUCCAUGAGAUGUUUGCGGAGCGAAUCGGCCACGGGUACCACAUUUUAGACGAUCCAGCAGUCUACAAAGACGUGCGCGAAAGGAAUAUUCACUUUGAGGCAAGUUUUAGUCCUUCAAAUGUGUGCCCCCUCUCUAGCAAACUGACGGGCUCAGUCCACGGCGAGUGGUCCUCGCACCCAAUCACUCGCUUCGAAGCUGACAAAGUCAACUACUCCAUCUCCACCGAUGACCCCACAGUGACAGGUCAGUGGAUGCAGGCGGAGAAGCGUAUGCUCGCUAUGCAAAUGGUGCUGGAGGGUGAGCAGUUUCACAUGGCCAAUCUGCGUGCUGCUGAGGCCUGCUUCCUCGGUGCUGAGGACAAGGCUGCGAGUGCGACUUCCGGCGUCAAUCAUGCGGCUCUAAGCGCGCAGCAGCCACCCGGCCGGCGUGCGGAGGAGCUGUGA